AUGCGAGUCGACGUACGCGUGCAGCCCGGAGCUGCGGCCGUGGCCGGGGUGGUCGUGCGCGACGACGGCGACGUCCAGCGCGAGCAGCUUGUCGACCACGGAGCCGCGCAGCUCCACGCGGUGGUUGUCCGCGUCCGGCGCCAGCCACUCGAACGCCGAGUGGCCCAGGAUCCCGUGCAUGGCGAAGACCACGGCCUUGGCGGACGCCAGCCCGCACGCGGGCUCCCACUCAUACGUCGCCACCGUGUAGCCGUGACGCACAGGCAGCGUGCCUUGCCGGUAACCGCCACGCGCGUCCUGCGCGGACGGUAUCGGCUGCUGCAACGCUUGCUCGCGCGUGAGUUUGGGUGGCAUAGUGGAGGUGGCGGCGGGGGAGGGGAAGGGCGGGGGGUGGAAGAGGUGCAGUCUUGUGGGGUGGAAUUACGAGCUCCGAAUACCCUUCGGAAAGGGUAG
Chondrus crispus (carragheen) is the source of this 453-nucleotide messenger RNA. RefSeq lists its product as hypothetical. The record is from RefSeq and is a predicted model, not a curated record. The transcript has a single exon. NCBI's taxonomy places the organism in Eukaryota, Rhodophyta, Florideophyceae, Gigartinales, Gigartinaceae. The coding region runs from base 1 to 453 and encodes 150 amino acids.